AAAUUUACACAAAGUGGUGGUGUUCGUCCUUUUGGAAUCUCAACACUCAUCAUUGGUUUCGAUGAAAAUGAUAAAACGCCUAGACUCUAUCAAACGGAUCCAUCUGGUAUAUAUUCUGCAUGGAAGGCUAAUGCAAUUGGCAGAAGCUCGAAGACCGUUCGUGAAUUUUUGGAAAAAAAUUAUAAAGAGGGUUUGACUAAAGAUGAAACUAUCAAAUUAACUGUUAAAUCUUUGUUAGAAGUUGUACAAACUGGAGCUAAGAAUAUUGAAAUAGCUUUAAUGACAGAUGACAGCGUUAUUAAGGUAAGAAAAGUAUAUACUCGUGCUUCAACUAGUUAA
Messenger RNA from Racocetra persica, 339 nucleotides. The record is from the annotation of a GenBank genome assembly. Lineage: Eukaryota; Fungi; Glomeromycota; Glomeromycetes; Diversisporales; Gigasporaceae.